CAGGACGUGAUGAGCGGGUGAUGAGGGAGUUGAAGUAUUGUGUGCGGUUGUUGUUAUUGUGAUGUGUUAAUGUCCCUGCAAUCAACAUCUAGCAUCUAGCAGAAGGACAGUUUUUACUUGAGUAGCCAACAUUGAACAAAGCAAAAUCUCUGAUGUACCAGGCAGGAACUUGGAAGACAACACUUUCCAAAACAGAAGAACAGAAUUUAGAACCAAGAUUGCUGGUGGAGAGAAACACAAGAGAUUAGCUAUAAAUGGCAAUAUUCUGUCAUUAAAUAACCUGAAGAGCAUGGCAACUCCGUAUGUGGUUCAGAAAGUGACCUUAAAUCAUUCUAACUCUGGGUAUCACCAUCCAGAAUCACAGGGUGAAUUCAGUUGUGGUGAGACUACACACAGGAACCCAAAUUAUUACCAGUGUCAUUUUGCACAUGCCAGUUGGUGUCAUGUUUGUGAAGUGCGUAGAAGUCUCCAGUGUGGACGGAGACGUAGCAAAAGUGAAGGUUUGGAAGCUGAUCCUCUUCGGGAGUGUAAUAGGCUGCAUGACUCAAGGUAUGAUAAUGAGCACUGGAGAAAGAAAGUGGUAACAGAAUAUGACUUAUGCAGUUAUCAACCGAACUCUCAUGAGUUUGUGAGGCAGGCAGAUAGCCGGCAAUCUCAUUCGCCCAGAGAGAUCUUAUAUCAGACAUUACCUCAGCCCAUGGAUGUAGAUGGAACUGCAGAACAGCACAGAACCAUAGUUCCUCUAAAGAAGUAUAAAGAUUGUUUUCUGAAGGGCCAUCCUCAUUACCAACAUAAGAAUACUGAUAACAGUUUCCCUGUAACCCAAAGCAUGUUGCUUCCUGAAGCAAAUGAGAAUCCAAAACAUUUCAUUAAUUCAUAUGAUGCAUGUAGUGAUGUAUGUCCAGAUAGAGGACACAGUUUGAGUGAUUCAUUUCCAAGGAAACUUACCAAAAAAUCUUGUGAUACUGUUAAAAGAAAUGGUGCACUCUGUAACCAAACUUGGACUGAAGGAGGUGAGUGUGGUAAAUGGCAUUUCUCACAAAAACCUAAAGCAAAUAAUGUUGGUAAUCACUUUCGCUCAUUGUAUGGUUUUACUAUAAGACAAGAUGCUCAUUUUUGUGGUACAUCGGGUGAAAAUAACCAUUGUUGUCACUCACAUCGUCUGAAUGAAGAAGGUGGGGCUGCCCCAUCAAGACAUCCAUUUGUAGUGGAUACUGCCUCAAUGCAGGACCGCUAUCUUCAUGAGGUGGAAGUUCUUCGUAGCAAAUUACGAGAAUUGCGGGGUGGUGUAGAUGGGAAACGGCUACGUCAGCGAAGUGAAUCAGAACCUGGAGCAGGUUUUGGUGGUAGUUGUCAGGAUAGUUCGUGGGAACCCAAACGAGCUCGAGAUGGUUCUCCAGGCCUAACAGAGAACUUGAAUUGUUGUUACAUAGAAGAUACUAAAUGCUCAUCUUAUGCUCAACACCAGUCAGAGCCCUCGGUUUCUCAUAGCAGCCGCUUGGAAGUGAUGCAUGUUCAUAAGCCAUCUGUUCACAGAGGACAUAACACCAAGAUUCUACAUUUUCCAGUAUCUUCAAAGACUGUAAUUGGAAAACAUUCUUCAGAUCUUCAUGAUGAUGAUGAUGCAAGCCUAUCUUCUGACUCAGACUUUGCUGACAGUGAACGGACAUGUGGCAGCGGUGAAGAUGGAGACAGCAAAGGAGAACCAGGGGAGGAUAGUGAGGAAGCAGAUGACCAGUCUGUGCUCAGCAGCUUAACCACCAUAUCAAAUGAUUCUAAUACCCCAUCAGUAGUGGGGGAGACUCUUGGAUCAAUAUCUCUCAGUGACCAUGCUCAUAGGAAAGUUAUCCCAGUGACAUCCAUGAUUGAAACAAAGGGCUUGCCUGGAUGUCUGAGGAUGAGCUUGUUUUCAUAUGUUCCUCCAUAUAUUCACUUUACCAUGCAUGAUGUCAAGGGUGAAGGUCUUCCAGCUGAAAUUCAGCGUCACAUGAAGUGGAAGCUGAGUACCAUCACUCCACUUGUCAUUCGCCGUACACUUGUAAAUUCAGGUUUCAGGCUUGUUAGAAAGUCAAAUGACUGGUGUGGUACAUGGGGAAAACAUAUGAAAUCAUUGUGUUUCAAAACCUUAAAAGAGUUCCAGAAGAUCAAUCAUUUUCCAGGGACAUUUCAGAUUGGCCGUAAAGAUCGGCUAUGGAAGAAUUUGUACCGCCUUAUGACAAAGUUUGGGAAGAAAGAAUUUGGGUUUAUCCCUCGCACAUAUGUACUACCUCAAGACAGCAAGUUGCUUCGCCAGGCUUGGGAGAAGAGUUGUGGCAAGGAGAAAUGGAUUAUUAAGCCACCUGCAUCUGCAAGAGGUACUGGCAUUAAGGUUGUUCACCGCUGGGCUCAGAUCCCCAAAAAGCGACCAUUGGUGGUGCAGAAGUACAUAUCACAGCCUUACCUCAUCAACGGUAGCAAGUUUGACCUACGCCUCUAUGUACUUGUCACCAAUAUCAAUCCUCUCCGCAUCUACAUAUAUGAUGAUGGAUUGGUUCGGUUUGCGUCAGUGAAAUACUCCAGUGACAUGGCAAGCCUGGGUGAUCGCUACAUGCAUCUCACCAACUACAGUAUUAACAAGAUGAGUAGUCAGUAUACCCAAAAUGAGGAUGCUACGGCUUGCCAGGGACACAAGUGGACAGUGAAGACGCUGUGGACAUACCUAGAAAAAGAAGGUGUGGAUGUAACAGCUCUGUGGAAUAGUCUGGUUGAUCUCGUUAUCAAGACAAUCAUCAGUGGAGAGUCAUCCAUUAACCAGCUAACACGAGCCAACCUUGUUUCUCGUUACUGUUCAUAUGAGUUGUUUGGCAUUGAUGUGCUGUUGGAUGAAACCCUGAAGCCCUGGCUCCUUGAGGUGAACAUAUCUCCCUCCUUACACUCGUCUUCACCAUUAGAUUUGGCUGUGAAGGGUCCGAUGGUAAGAGAUCUGCUGAACAUGGCUGGCUAUCAGGUACCCAACAAGUUGCUUAUUGCUCAACAGGAAGAAAUUCUGAGCUCAUUUGGUGUGAAGGACAAGACGAUUCCACUGUGUUUUGACAAACGCCUCUACAUCACUGCUUUAUCCAAAGAAGAGCGAAACAAACAUUCCUUUUACCAGCAGAAUUGCUCCAGAGAAGAGUAUCUCGAGGAUAUUCUGAAGCAUUUGACUCCAGACGAUGUGCGGCAUCUCAUUCAGUCAGAAGAUGAGUUAACUCAGGCUGGAAGAUUCUUGAAGAUCUUUCCGACAACCGCCACACACAUGUAUCACGAGUUCUUUGAGGCUCCACGAUACUACAAUAUGAUGUUUGAUGCUUGGGAAAAUAAAUACAGUGGAAAUAGGCAAGAAGGCAUUGAACUCUUGGAAUCUUUGUGCCUACAGAAGGCACACUUGGUCAUUCCUGUUCCAGGAGGUCUAACCAAGUCCUCUGCCAGCCAGUCGAAGACCUUCCCAACAAGCCCAAGCCCUCCACCAGCACAUGAAGAAAAAUAUGAAACACAACCUGUUGUUGAAAGCAGAAAGGUUCAGUGUUUGUCUUCAGUAGCUCUCUACCGAGCUGCUCGUCCUCGCAGUGGAAAGUUUAGUGUCGUACUGAAACCCUACCCACGUUCUGCAUACCUAACAAGGAAAGCAAAACCUUCCAUUACACCAGCAAAAACAUCAAGCAGUGCCCCAACAAAUAGUGUUAUUGAAGUUCAGUCUUCUUCACACCCUACACUUGAUGACCAUCCUGUGAAAGAAGUAGCCUCAUAUUGACAGUAGCCUUAGGAAGUAGGUGAGUGGUAUAAAAAAUGGAUGCCAUCCACACAGUUGAUAGUAUAAAUGUGUUUGAAAAAUGGAAUGUAUUUGGCAUAAUUUUUUAAAGCCUAAUUCAUAAAUCUUUGUAACAUUCCUGAACUAUUUUUUUAAUGACACAUUUUUAAGUGCUGUAUUGAAUUUGUCUCUGCAUAUAAAAAUCUUAAGGAAACAUAUUUCCAUUAUUUGUGGUCCAAAUGAGAUAGCCUAACAGUCUUUUGCUGAUUAUUGCAGUGCUUUAUAUGCCGUAUAUAUUGUUAUGCAAGGGAGUGUGUUCCAUAUUUAUUGACUUUUCUAAUGAUUAAGAAGUUUGACGUGUAAAAUUGCUGUGCACAAUGUAAAUAUAUCUUAUGCCUUCCAGUAACAAUAUGUUAUAAUUAAAAACAUGUCUUUUGCAAGAUGGGCUCAUUUCUUACAACUCCAUCAUUCUAUUACACUCAAGGCUCUCCUUAGGACUCUCCCAUUUGUGUUGUCUUCAUUCUUCUUCUGUGCUCUACAUUAUAAAUGAGGGAGCCAGAUGAAUUAUAGGAGCAUACAGAUUAAGUUGUUUCUUGUCACAUUGCAGUGCCAUCAUAAUUCAUUAAGGCUGCAGAGUCAUAAUGUACCACACAGCAAACUCUGACAGUGGAAUGUUCUUAUGUAUCCAUUUGCACCAGAUAAAAAGUGGGAAUACUUUGAAUGUUUAGUUAUAAGUUGAAAGUUGAAUUUGAAUUAUAAUAAUAAUAAUAAUAAUACCAAAAUUUAAAUAUACACAACAUUUACCUUUUACGCCAAUUCUAUGCUUUCAUGUUGUUGAAAUGUGCAGUUAUUCUAGAAUAUUUUAAGGCAUUGUGGUUUGCAGAUUAGAUUCCUUUAUACUGAGGGCAUGUUUGCUACAGAAAUUAGAUUGCUGAGGGAAAUCUGAGUGGUCAUUGCUUAAAGGCAAAGUGUUUGGUACAUUUUUGAGUUGUGCAUUCAGUUUUGUUACCUCUUUGUUAAAUCUGAAAUAAGCAAUGCAUGCAUUCCAUAUUUUAACUAUUCCAUAUACAGUAAUUGUCAGCAUUUCAUAUGAAUGAAAUUUCCAUGUCAGAUGGGCAUUCAGUUUUAAUGCAUAUUUGUUAAUUUUGAAUUUAAAAGUGCAUACAUUUACCAUUCUAACUACACUUGGCAAAUGAUUUUAAGCAUUUCAUAUAAAUCUAUUAUUUCAUUAAGUCAGUCAGUUACAUGAAUCAUUGUUGCAUAAAUGUACUUAGUUCUGAUUGUUUAAACCAGUGUCAUGGUUCACAAAUUAAUUUGAUUUUGUGUCUUGUGAGGGGCAUGUCCCUUGCAUUCAAAUUGAUAUUGACAAUAGAAGUAAUAGUAUGUCCAUCAUGUAUAUCCAGAGUGGCCCAGAAGGAAAGGUCAGUAUUCUGGGUGGUCAUAGUAUUGGCCAUUCUAAGCAAUAACUUGUCUAACAUGCAUGUAUCCUUUUCCGAGUGUUUUCCGAGAUGGAGCUAUUUCACUGUAUAGUUCAAAACUUGGUGAUAAGAAAAAGAUACUACCUACUGCUUCUAAUACUGAUAUCUAUUGUUCAAGUGACAGUUGGUACAGUUUGCAUACAUUUUCAAAAAUUCCACCAUCAGUAACAAUGAACUUUGCAACUUGCGUGAAGACAUGAAAUGUUGCUUGUCUCUACAGUGUAAGAGCUCUGUCUCAGAAACCAUUUGGAAUAAGACACCUGUACAUAUACACUUUGUUGCUUAGAAUGAUCAAACUAUGGUCUCCCAGAAUAUUGAUCUUUCCUCCUUAGACGCUGUAUAUAUUAAGUUCCAGAGCUAUUUCAUAAUUCUGGUGUGAAACUUGGAUUGUUUCACAUUUCAUUUCACAGAAAUAUUGUUUUUUUUUUCAGGUGGUAGGUGAUAUUUUAUUUUCUGUUCAUUAUUUACUACAGCUGUGUUUAAACAAACAGCAAAUAAGGGGGAUUUAUUUGGAUACUUCUGCAAUUUGGAUUUCUGUAUGUACUCCAUAUAUUGUAAUACAUGAAUUGUUAAUUUGUGUUUGUGUUGGAUUGUAAAAGCUGUAGGUAUGGAUGAUACUAGAUGUUUGGGAUGAUCACUGAAAAGAAUGUAAAAACUUCUAGAAAUCUUCACUUUGUUAUAUACAUGUUUUAUAUCUUGCUACCAAAUUGAGAAUUUGUCAGGCAUUUAGUUAAUAUUGUCACCCUCUAAUGACAGGUAUUUUGUUUUUGUAUCAUAAGCAAAAGGUAAAGCAAUAAACUAAUAAUUUGUGAUAUAAAAAAUGCUUUUAAAUACCUGUAUUCUAUUGAACUUGCUUGAGCCCUUUGAUCAAACAAGUGAUUUAAGAGCAGUAAAAUAAGAUGAUAACAUUUUUAAAGUACACAGUUUUUUUUUAAACUAGAGAUAGUCUUGCACACAAAAAUAAAUUAACAUAAUAGCCUUUAUGUUUCAAAUUUAAGUGGAAUUUCAGAUUGAAUGCCUUGAAUACAGAAACAUAAAUUACACACAUCUCAUAUCUGUGAAGAAAUAUUGUUCACCCUAUACCUUGUUAAAACAUUUGUGCUUACUGUUUAUUUACCCUUAUUUUCUUAUCCAUAUUAUAUUAAUCUGUUAUGGGUCUAAGCUUUGUCUAAUUGAUAUUUGAACGUUCAUUUCCUACCUCCAAGGAAACAAUUUGUAUAUGUUAUAAAGAUCAAUUGAUUAGUAUUUAGGAAAAAGUUGCUGUUUCUCCUGAGAGCCAAGGAAAAAUGAAAAUGAACUUGAGGUAAGUGCCACAUUAUUUAGUGUAAAAGGUAUAGAAUAAAACAAUACAGACUUGUUAUUGGAGCA
Messenger RNA from Cryptotermes secundus, 6612 nucleotides. Its product is annotated as tubulin polyglutamylase TTLL4. Bases 290 to 3769 code for a protein of 1159 amino acids. Gene Ontology annotation, molecular function: tubulin-glutamic acid ligase activity; tubulin binding. Gene Ontology annotation, biological process: protein polyglutamylation; microtubule cytoskeleton organization. The record is from RefSeq and is a predicted model, not a curated record. Gene Ontology annotation, cellular component: cilium. NCBI's taxonomy places the organism in Eukaryota, Metazoa, Arthropoda, Insecta, Blattodea, Kalotermitidae. The transcript is spliced from 19 exons.